This is a messenger RNA of Amphimedon queenslandica, 507 nucleotides long. RefSeq names its product receptor-type tyrosine-protein phosphatase alpha-like. Gene Ontology annotation, molecular function: protein tyrosine phosphatase activity. Lineage: Eukaryota; Metazoa; Porifera; Demospongiae; Haplosclerida; Niphatidae. Gene Ontology annotation, biological process: protein dephosphorylation. The transcript has 4 exons. Bases 27 to 488 code for a protein of 153 amino acids. The record is from RefSeq and is a predicted model, not a curated record.
AUUUCUAUCGCAUAAAGCACCAUGAGAUGAACAUCGAUAAUUAUUAUACUCAAACUAUACUAAGAGUCCUUGAUACACAGGCUGGUGAGGAGCAGACUAUCAUUCUCAUCCAGUUACCUCUUAGUAAUAUAGUGAGUGAUGAGCUCUCACAUACAGAGAGAGUUGGGAUAUUAUCAGCCAUUGAAGAAAUUGAAAAAAUACAAAGAAAAACAGGAAAUAAUCCAAUACUGGUACACUGCAGUGAUACAGUAUCAAGGAGUGGAGUCUUCUGUGUGCUCUAUACUUCAAUACAGCAAAUGAAAAUCGAACAGCAGGUUAAUAUUUAUGAGAUAUUGUACAAUAUGAGGACUUGCAAGCCAGGAUUGAUAACCACACCAGUACAAUAUAAGAUGGUUUAUUUGUUACUGAUGCGUUAUGUUGAAGAGUUUGAAGCUUAUGGAAACUUUGAGGGUCAGAAAAAGGACACAGAAAGCAUUUAUAACGAUUGAAAAAAAACAAAGACACUAC